UGUGUGUUACUCAUUAGAUUAGCUGCAGACUUCUAUCAACAUGUUUGUGUACCGGCGCCAUUGCAUAGGAGAGAAGCGGAGGGAUCAAGUUGCAGCGAGGACGGCGACGAGAAGCAAACGGCAAAGAACUCGAUUAGCUGCAGACUUCUAUCAGCAUGUUUGUGUACCGGCGCCAUUGCAUAGGAGAGAAGCGGAGGGAUCAAGUUGCAGCGAGGACGGCUACGAGAAGCAAACGGCAAAGAACUCGAUUAGCUGCAGACUUCUAUCAACAUGUUUGUAUACCGGCGCCAUUGCAUAGGAGAGAAGCGGAGGGAUCAAGUUGCAGCGAGGACAGCGACGAGAAGCAAACGGCAAAGAACUCGAUUAGCUGCAGACUUCUAUCAACAUGUUUGUGUACCGGCGCCAUUGCAUAGGAGAGAAGCGGAGGGAUCAAGUUGCAGCGAGGACGGCGACGAGAAGCAAACGGCAAAGAACUCGAUUAGCUGCAGACUUCUAUCAACAUGUUUGUAUACCGGCGCCAUUGCAUAGGAGAGAAGCGGAGGGAUCAAGUUGCAGCGAGGACGGCGACGAGAAGCAAACGGCAAAGAACUCGAUUAGCUGCAGACUUCUAUCAACAUAUUUGUAUACCGGCGCCAUUGCAUAGGAGAGAAGCGGAGGGAUCAAGUUGCAGCGAGGACGGCGACGAGAAGCAAACGGCAAAGAACUCGAUUAGCUGCAGACUUCUAUCAACAUGUUUGUGUAUCAAGCUGGAAAUUGGCCACCUCCACCCCUCGUAUCAGUUCUCGUGUGCACUCAUGCAGGCACACGCCCGGCUCAUCGGAUUUAUUGGAGCUGCGCCCGCCUCCAUCCGUCGCUGCCUCACUCGGCACGCCUCGCCCCUGUGAAGUGUUUCAGCUGGUACCCCGCAAAGCCUGCAACAUGCAGCCGCCUUGACAUGAUAACACUCCUCUGUCACGCGUACGUUUCCUUUCAGUUUCUUUCUUUCUACCUCUGACUCGAUAAUACUCCUCUGUCAUGCGUACGUUUCCUCUUUAUUUUCUUUCUGCCUCCUUCAUGCUCUCCACCUCUGUCACACACCUCUGACACGUUAACCCCCCUCCCCUCUGCCAUGCAUCUCUCUGUCCUCUUCCUGCUUUUCGGACUUUUGUUUCGGUCUUAGUUGCCACGUUAUUCACAAAUUUCAUGCUCGCUUUCGCUUGUACAUAUGUAUCACAUAUUUUUUGCCUUUCCGCCUAGUACAUACCGUGCUACCUUACUCUUCUCUCCCUUUAUUAAAUUUUGUUUAUCGUGCUUCGCUCCUCCCGACCUCACCACUGGCGGGGAAGUACUGUAGCGGCCUGACUCCCGACUGUUACGUCACACUACGUGAUAAGUAUGCGCAAUAAUAAAAAUCA
Molecule: messenger RNA, 1394 nt
Organism: Sycon ciliatum
Lineage: Eukaryota; Metazoa; Porifera; Calcarea; Leucosolenida; Sycettidae
Exons: 7
Coding region: 501-884 (127 amino acids)
Source: RefSeq, a predicted model, not a curated record